GUUAUGGAAUUCUAUCUAGACGAUCCAAAAGUUCUUCAAUUUUUCUCGGUCUCCAUUCAUCAUGAAGAAAUAAUUGCAUUUCAAACGUUUAACAUAGAAAAAUAUUCGGGAAGUGGAGGUGGUAUUAAAAAGGUUGUGAAGCUCCCACUAGGAGAGGCAAUUGUACUUUUGUUUGGAACACCAGGUAUAGAAAUGGGAGCAACCUUGGCACAUGAGAUGAUGCAUGGAUGGUUCCGCCUUCAAGGUAUGCCAUGGGGAUGUGAAAAUAGGACUGAAGAAGGUAUUUGCCAAGUAAUGUCUUACAAAUGGUUGCAGUGGUUUUCUUCCAGUGGUCUUGAUACCUCGCACAAAACCAUACAGCAAGUUCAAUAUACAAGAAAGCUGAAAGAGUUCUUAGUAGAAGAAAUUCGGUGUCGAGAAGACGAAGUUUAUGGCCAAGGAUUCAGAGAUGCUAUGCAUGCUGUUGAAACAUUUGGCUUUAAAACCACACUAGACCAUGCCGUUAAAAAUGGAACUCUACCACUACCUAUGAUGGAUAGUACACGCUCCACCGCCACAGCUACCGCCGUCACCACUACCACCAAGAAGUUAAUAAGAAAGAAUACUGGUGCCACCCCAAUAACUCGGUUAUUAUGGAAGGCGACCAGCAAUACAACCAAAUCAUUAUGGAAGGCCACAGCUGCCGCAAUAACUGACUUAUUAUGGAAGGCGGCCACCACCUACGAAACGCCGCGGUUUAUUAUUAUGGAAGGUCACUGCCACAACCAAUAUCAUCAAGGGCAAAGCCAUAAAAACUUACAAGAAGGCAUGUCCUUGUCCCCUAUGCUCCUUGUAUUUAUUGGUAUACUAAUUGAACACAGGUGACAAUUAUAUGCAAACUAACAAGUUCAAUUUUUUAAAAGAAGAUUUGUUUAUUAUCUUUUAUACAGUGAGGAAGAUUUUUCCCCUGCACUCUUUGUAUUUAGUUGUAUUUUUUAUACUAUCAAAUUACAAAGUGUAACGAUGAUAAAACAAUUUAUCGAUGUCUUUGAAUUUUAGUAAAAGACAUUGUUUAUUAGCUGAUUUUGCUUCAAUUCCCCAUAUAGAAAUGAAAAAAACAAAGGUUUAGUCCUUUCCUCAUGCUCA
Molecule: messenger RNA, 1125 nt
Organism: Rosa chinensis
Lineage: Eukaryota; Viridiplantae; Streptophyta; Magnoliopsida; Rosales; Rosaceae
Product: protein DA1
Exons: 4
Coding region: 4-864 (286 amino acids)
Molecular function (GO): ubiquitin binding
Source: RefSeq, a predicted model, not a curated record